Folsomia candida is the source of this 1462-nucleotide messenger RNA. RefSeq names its product 2-aminoethanethiol dioxygenase. Gene Ontology annotation, molecular function: oxidoreductase activity, acting on single donors with incorporation of molecular oxygen, incorporation of two atoms of oxygen. NCBI's taxonomy places the organism in Eukaryota, Metazoa, Arthropoda, Collembola, Entomobryomorpha, Isotomidae. The record is from RefSeq and is a predicted model, not a curated record. The coding region runs from base 353 to 1066 and encodes 237 amino acids. The transcript is spliced from 2 exons. Gene Ontology annotation, cellular component: mitochondrion.
CUCUUUCUUGCUCUGAGUUUUGGCUGUAAAUUUGCUCAAGCAGACUUCGCACAUGAGCAAAAUAAAAUAUAAAUGUAAUAGUUUUUUUUAGAUCAAUACCAAUUUAAGCAACUUAAACGUAACAUAUACACGCCAUUAUAGCAUCAACAGUGCAAAAGCAACUUGAUUUAAGGUUAAAUGUUCCUAGUAACGUUACACGCUUUGAAUUUUAUUUAUAUUACGUAAAACAACAAAAAAUUUGAAAAAGUAAAGGAGGAAACUAGAAUUUUAGAGACUCCGGAGUUAUCAGCAUCAGCAGUAUCAGCACAUAACUUACAACUUGUAAGUUACAAGUUGAAACAGAAACAAGAACAUGAGCAGGAUGGGUUCCUCAGCUCUUAAAAGUUUGGUGACACAAGCUUAUCAAGUAUUUCGAACGCAGAGCAAGAAUCUAACCCCACCAAACAAUCAAUUCCCUCCACAAGACACAAAUAGCAUAUCUCCCGAAAUAAAGUCAUUAACGGACAUGAUGCACUCAAUUAGUGCCGACACGGUCUGCUUGCAUCGCCUCUACACGUCCAAGGUGGCUCAGAGGAAGUUGAUAACAUUCAUCGAAGUAGUGUACAAUCCUGUGCUGACCGUCGUGAUAAUCGUGAUUCCAUCCGGACUUCGACUCCCAAUCCACGACCAUCCAAAUAUGACUGGCCUCAUUAAAGUCCUCCAUGGUCAGGUUAGAGUGUCCUCCUACACGAAAGUGGGUCCUACCGGCGAAGAUGGGAGGCAAGCUGCUCUGAAGACACAGGAUGCUGUCCUCUCCAGGUUAUCUUACCCUCAAGUCCUCACUCCUGGAUUGAACAACGUCCACGCCGUGGAAUUCGAGAGUGGGGAGGGAGGCAAGGAGUAUGCCGCUUUUCUCGAUGUAUUAAGCCCCCCAUAUGAUGAGAAGGUGGGAUGUCACUAUUACCAGUGUGAAGAGGGUCAAGCUAAAGGUCAAGCUGGAGAUGCAGGAGAACCCUGCACACUUGUCGAGGUGGAUUGUCCUCAGGAAUACCAAACACAUUCCCUGCCAUUUCGUCAAUUCCAGUGAUGAAAAAACAAUCAAAAUACUAUGGAUGCUGGCUAGCUAAUCAAUCGGAGAAGCACAUGUACCUAAUCAAUCACUCACAACUGGCAACUAUUCGUAUUAAAUUCACAUGACUUAUUUAUACAUGUUUGUGUUUAUCAAUGUAAUGUGAUACUUAGUGUUACACAUAAUUAGACCAGUAAGCAUAAAAGGAAGAAUAUAAAUCUCAUAUAUUUACAAAUAAUUGUGAUGUGUAGUAGAUCAGAAAUUGUAUCGCAUAAAAUUAUCUCUCGAUGUCUGUACUUAUAUAAUUGCUUGUUAUUUUAAAAAUAGAUGAAAUAUUCAUUGUUUUAGAUCAAAGUCCCCACAACCGGACUGAAUGAAAUAAAAAAAUACAAACGGAGUAAAAUGUAAAAUUAA